This is a messenger RNA of Lingula anatina, 408 nucleotides long. RefSeq names its product N-acetyltransferase 8-like. Lineage: Eukaryota; Metazoa; Brachiopoda; Lingulata; Lingulida; Lingulidae. Gene Ontology annotation, molecular function: N-acetyltransferase activity. The record is from RefSeq and is a predicted model, not a curated record.
AUGUACGCGUACUACAACAGCGGGCAAAGGGGACGCCGUUUUUGGGUUGCCGAGCACGACGGGGUCAUCAUAGGUGCCACAGGUAUCCAAGAGCAACAGAUGGCGCCGGUGGAUAAAUCUGGAGAGAGGAGGGGCACUGUGGCAGUGCUGAAAAGGAUGGCCGUGGAGUCAGCGUAUAGAAGAAUGGGUGUGGCCAAAGCCCUGCUGGACACCGCCAUCGAGUUUGCCAAGGAGCAAUGCUACGAUGUGAUGGUUUUAUAUACAAUUGAGGUACAGUUUGAAGCUACGUGCUUUUACUUGAAGCAUGGGUUUGAGAAAAAAGGAGUAACCCCGUGCGAUACGGUGUUUCCCCUUCUCAGCUUCGAUUUACUCAAUUUGAGACUAGAUCUGAACAAAAUUGCACAAUGA